Theobroma cacao (cacao) is the source of this 2257-nucleotide messenger RNA. NCBI's taxonomy places the organism in Eukaryota, Viridiplantae, Streptophyta, Magnoliopsida, Malvales, Malvaceae. The record is from RefSeq and is a predicted model, not a curated record.
AUGAGAAUUAAAGUGCUUUGCGUUUUGAAUUCUGCAUACUAUGUGAAAGCCAUUGUUUCUAUCUUAGCUUUGACAAAGUCCCCUCUGGAUGCAGACUGUGUUUUGGAUUUCACUUCAUACCCUUACCAACCAAGUGGCAACUGCAUUCAUGGAAACGGGAAGGUCAACUUAUGGGGCAGUAUUCCCUCAACUCUUUGCUGUCAAAACGCCCUCAAUACCUUCUCUGAAGUUCUUGCAGUUCGCGCUAAGAAGAUACAAGAGAGUAGCAUCUUCAUUGAACAAGAUUCUUGGAGAAAAUGUGAUUCUCCUUUUUCAAGCCAAGAAUCAGUUUCCAUACAUUCUUGUGGAUUUGAUCAAUUCUACUUUGGCAGUAGCCAGUGCUCAAGCCUAUCUUUAUCACAAAUUCAGCGCAACCCAUUUUACCCACAAGCAGCAGACUUAUGUUCUAACUUAAAUUCGUCAUUUGAGAAUACCUGCAAAAAUUGCACUGAUGCCAUAGCAAUGGUAGUGGAGGAUCUAUUGCAGCUAAUCCAAGGGCAACAAAAUGAUACUGAAAGAACAAUAUGUAAUUUAGCAGUUGUUAUUUCAGUUGCAGCUGCAAAUGUUACUGAUAGCUCUUUUGGUGCAAAUUUGUUUAGCUAUUCAGACUACAUCAAACUGAAAAGGCCCCUGGCAAAUGCACUACUGGCUGUCUUUGUAGUGAUCAUUGUACUAAUUCUGAUCCUUGUCUUGGUAAAAUUUGGGAACUUACGAAAGAGCCAGAGCCACAGAAAACUUCCUAAACCUAUUCCAUCCAAGGACAUCACUACUUGGUCCGGUCUCUACCGGUUCUCCAAGGCUGAGAUUGAGAAUGCUAUAAGUGUCAACUAUAAAAGAAAAAGUUUAGGCAGAGGAAGUGCUGGUGAAGUUUAUCAAGGCGUUCUGCCUAGUGGACAAGUUGUCGCCGUCAAGCAGAUAAAUAAAGGCAACUCCUCUGAUUCUUUUACCAGGGAAGUUGCAGGUCUUUCCAGGAUUCGACAUCCAAACCUUGUUUCUCUGCUUGGUUGCUGUAUUGAAGGUGACGAGCAGUAUUUGGUCUUGGAAUAUUGUUCUGCAGGAAAUCUUGCUCAGCAUCUCCUAAGGAAAGACUGCGUCCUGCCAUGGGAAAGAAGAGUUAAAAUCCUAAGAGACUGUGCACUUGGGCUGAGGUAUCUUCACAAUUAUAUUGAUGGAUGCAUUGUUCAUAGAGAUAUCAAGCUCACAAACAUCCUCUUGACUGAAGAGCUGGAGCCCAAGCUCUCGGAUUUUGGGUUGGCAAAGAUGCUGGGAAUGGAGGAGAGCAAAGUAUUCACAGAUGUUAGAGGAACUAUAGGCUAUAUGGAUCCAGAGUACAUGAGCAACGCAAAGCUGACCUGUGCCAGUGAUAUCUACAGCUUUGGAAUUGUUGCCUUGCAACUUCUGUCUGGACAGAAAGUUAUUGAGCUGGAUCUUGAUGCCAGUGAACAACUGACACGAAAAGCAAAGGACGUGAGCAUGGGAAAACGUCCAUUAACAGAUUUCGAAGACCCAAGGCUACAUGGGAAUCUCAAUAGAACAGAUUUUGAAGCCAUCCUACAAAUUGCAGUUCUCUGUGUUGCCAAAUCAAGUAGAGGCAGGCCAACAAUUGAUGUUGUUUUUGAUGAGAUGGAGAAGGCUUGGAAAAACACAGUGGCUGACAUGGAAACAGGGAAGGAGAUUGGUCCAUCAGCAACACCCCAGUCCAGGUCCAUGGAAUUGAUUUCAAUUUAACGUAUAAACUUCAGGUCAAUGUUGGUUUUCAAGGGUAUCGGAUGCUUGUUUAUAUGUUGUUAUAUAAACGAGUAAAGGGUGGUGUUGAAUACAAAAUAAAGAUCCAAAUUAGGCAUGCUAAUUCAUCACAUACCUGUCGUGAUCGAGGAGAGCCCUGUGAUUGUUCUGCUUCACUCCUUGUGAUCAAGCGCACAUAGGGAUUAUCUGUCCAGAGAGGUAGUGAAGAUCCAAAAUCGCAUUCAGAAAGAAGAAAGAGUUCUUUUCCUUAGUACGUAGAACUAAGGAUUGUCAAUUUUUGGUGAAUAUCUCAAUGAUGGAGGGGAUUAUAUUGUUAGUUUACCUUUGUUUUCAAGCUAGUGUGGAUCUCAAAGAGGCAGAAGUUAUCACAUCCUCUGGAAUUAUAUCCUAUGUGGGCUUCUUGAAAUAUAUUGUAUAAAGGCAUUAAAUUCUGUAAUCCUUCUUCAAAAAUAUAUGUACUUGUUUAGAAGUG